Leucoraja erinaceus (little skate) is the source of this 4733-nucleotide messenger RNA. RefSeq names its product RING finger protein 225-like. The transcript is spliced from 2 exons. Gene Ontology annotation, biological process: protein ubiquitination. The record is from RefSeq and is a predicted model, not a curated record. The coding region runs from base 305 to 1045 and encodes 246 amino acids. NCBI's taxonomy places the organism in Eukaryota, Metazoa, Chordata, Chondrichthyes, Rajiformes, Rajidae. Gene Ontology annotation, molecular function: ubiquitin protein ligase activity.
GCGAGCGAGCACCCAGCCACCUACCUACCUACCUACCUACCUACCUACCUACCUGCCUGUGUGGUCGCGUAAGACCCUCCAGAACCCAGAACACAGGGGGCGAACGCAACCGGAAUGCAUGACCUGGACAGAAAUCAGAGGGCGCAAGAGUGUUGAACUGAAUCCCGGAAAAACAUAUUCAAGAAAGUAGCUUUGAAAGCUACACCGAAGUGACGGAAAGAGAGAGAGGGAGAGGGAGGGAGGCACAGAGAGAGAGAGAGGCAGAGAGAGAGAGAGAGAGAGACACGGUUAGUGAGGGCGAUGCAUGUUACUGACUAGUGUACCUGCUACUGAGUUACAGCAAGUGGGAGAAAGACAAGGACCGGCUGAAACAUCGAACAGCAGGGGAAAUAUGGAGGAUAGUCCAGCAGCCAUAACAUCGGAGCUACAGGCCGACGACCCAUCCACGGGUGACGAUGUUAGCCUCACCCCCUCCGUCUGCGGACUGACCGACCAGGAUUGCGUGAUCUGCUUCUCGCCCUUCGACAAUGUCUUCAAACUGCCGAAGCUGCUGAAGUGCGGACACACCUUCUGCCUGGAGUGCCUGGCCCGCAUGAAUGUGUCCUCGGACAAUGUCAGCUCGGUCACCUGCCCCUUCUGCCGCCACCUGACCCCGCUGCCGUCGGGCAAGGGGCUGCCCGCCCUCGACAACAACCAGGCCGUGCUGUCCCACCUGCCCUCGGGCAUGCAGACGGUGCCUUCCAUCCGCUUCAGCCGGGACAAGGGCAAGCUCUACACCAAGGCUCCCGACCCGGGCUCCUUCCUGAAGCCCGUCAACAGCAUCAGCAUGAGUCUGGACGUGGGCCAGCCAGCGACCAGGGGCCUGGGCUCCAGACAGAACAUGCCCUACCGCUCCAGGUGGUGCUACUACAUGGCCAUCGUGUGCGUGGUGCUCCUCACCAUCGCCCUGGUCAUCUCCGGGGUCUUUAUCUUUGUCAUCGUUCCCUCCGUCACCGGCGGGAGCUCCUCAAGACCGAACUCGACGGGACCCUCAUCACCCCCCUAACCCCAACAACCCCCCCAAACCCCCAACCAUCGAGGACAUGCUCCAUCAGUGCCAGGGACCUCAAAAGCCAAGCUUGGACACUUGUUCUGCAACAUCUCUCUUCUGGUCCGUCUGCCCCGGGAUUUUUGUCCUCACAAAGCCAUCUACAAACUCAUCAGGGAUAGGCACAGCCACAAACUCAACAUGGCAAAGAUUUUUGCCCUCAUCGACCCAGCAAUAAACUCAUCUGGGCCUGGACUUUGCGGGUAAAGACCCAACACAAACUCAACUCAAUUAUCGCCCCCUCAACAUCGAACCUCCCACGUGAUGGUCUUCCUCUUGGCCCUCUCGUCUACAGUCACAGGACAUGUUCGGUGGACAGUGCCAAUGUAUCUCUGAACAUCUCCCCAGCUUCGAGGACCAUCCCAGUCACCAGGGGGGAGUGCGAAUUGGAGGACGAUCCCGUGUCAGGAGAUGCCAUCCCAGGUGGACCAGGGCUUCCUCAACAGAGCUGAACCUUCCGAAGCAGGGUGUGCUUUUGGGAGCAGAUUCCAAAGCUUGGGAUCCAGUGAACUGAAGAGACUGAUCAAUGAAACUGACAUCUGUGGGAGUGAGAGGAGAUGUACUCUAUAGAUGGGCAGAUGGAGGUGCAGGGAGUAGAGAAAUAUGAUCAUUUAUAGGCAGAUGAGAUCAGUCUAGCUUGGGGUGGUACAUUGUCACAGCAAUAGAAUUGUUGCCUUACAGCUCCACGGACCCGGAUUUGAUCCUGGCUAUGGGUGCUGUCUGUACAGAGUUGUUCUUUCUUCCCAUGACCUGCAUGGGAUUUUUCUAGGUGCGCCAGUUUCCUCCCAUAUUCCAGAGACAUGUAGGUCAAUUGGCUUCGGUAACAAUUGCACGUUGUGUAGGAGCGUGCCUGUGUGGGGGGAUUGCUGGUCGGUGCGGACUCGGUGGACUGAAGGGCCCAUUUCCGCACUGUAUCUCUAAACUAAAUUAAACUUAAAUCAAAAUAUUUUUUAUUUAGUUUUCGGGAUCAUAACAAAGUGCAAAGUUGUCCAUUUGUUACAGAAAAGAAUUAAUAAAAAACAACUUAUAAUAACAUAUAACAAGACAACAGCAAUAAAAGAAAAAUGAGAUACCAUAAAUAAUCCCACCCCAGUCACUGCCAGUGAGCAUAUGUAAAUAUCAGCCUGUCACAACAAUAAUCCACGAUAAAUGAAUGGGUAGACUGUUAAGCUGUUAAACUGUGCUUGGUGAUCAAGCAUUUAUAAAGUCUGGAAUGCAUUUAAAAAUGGUCCCCACGCUUUCUGAAACCUUCCAUUUGAAUGUUGAAGUGAGUACCUGAUUUUCUCGAGCUUUAGGCAGGACAUAUAACUAAAUUAAACUUUACACCAUGUUCAGCCCGUUCCUGUGCUGUACUGUUUUGUUUGACAGUAUGUGAUUGAUCACUUAGCUGCCCGGACUCUCGAUAAUACUCAACCAAGAAAACAAUGCAAAAUUGGAAUUCUUCCAACACAGGAACACUGUUUUCAAGACUCAGACAAUGGGAUCUUUCUCUGCUCAACAAAUCCUCCCAUCAUUUACAAUAUCCUGGGGUCGCCACACCAUGCCAUGACCAGCAGUGAUGCCCCAACUCCCACUUCACCUUCACCGACAACAUGUUUGUUGAUGAUAGACACAAAAUGCUGGAGUAACUCAGCGGAACAGGCAGCAUCUCUGGAUAGACGGAAUGGGUGAUGUUUCGUGUUGAGGCCCUUCUUCAGGGAAGAGGGAAACGAGAGAUGAGGAGGGGUAAGGUGCGAAAAGAGAUCAAAGGGGGCGGAAACUACAGAAAAUGUAGAAUAGAGCAUUGUUAGCUAGGGGAAGGAGACAACGAGACAUACAAAGUAAAAUUUAAUCAGUAGGACAGUCAAACUAGUCAGAGAACCAGGCUGGGGGAGGGUUGGAGAAAUAGGAACAGCAAGGGUUACUUGAAGUUAGAGAAGUUAAUUUUCAUGCUUGUAAGUUGCCCAAGUGAAAUAUGAGGUGCUGUUCCUCCAAUUUGUGUUGGGCCCACACUCUAACUGUGGAGGAGGCCCAGGACAGUAAGUGUGGGAAUGGGAAGGGGAGUUAAAGUGUUUCGCAACCGGGAGCUCAUGUAGGUCUAGGCGGACUGAGUGCUGUGUUUUGCGUUUUGUGUGUGUCGUUGGUCUGGUUUGGACGGAAAGAAUUUGUCUAGGUGAUAGGAUCUGAAUGGAGGUGUCGUGACAUUCUUAAGCAUUGCACGGACCACGUAUGCAUUCCUGGAUUGCAUUCAGAUGCAAAAAUCCACUGGGAUCUUGUGCAACUCUCAGUUGAGAAUAAUGGGUUGCCACACAAGUCACAAACAGCCUUGCGUAAAUAUUUCUCACAAUCAGUGCCCUUUCAUGGUGUUUUGGACUUUGAAUGCCUUUCCUGUCAUUUACCUGGAAAGUAAAAUGAUCGACCAGCACCUUCACAAGGUUAUCCCAAGCCCUUACUUAAUGCCAAACAAACCAAUUGUGGUGUCCACCAAACUAUACAACAAGGUUAACUCACCCUGAUGAUGUGAAACGUUCAAUCACAUACGAAGAUACAUCUAAACACAAUACAAAGCUCCAGGAACUCAGUGGAUCAGUCAGCAUCAUUGGAGGAAACUAGACAGGUGACAUUUUGGAUGGGGACCCAUUAUCAGACUGUCGACGUAACAGGUCAUAGAGUCAUACAGUGUGGGAACGGGACCUUCGGCCCAACUUGCCCACACCGGCCAACAUGUCCCAUCUACACUAGUCCCACCUGCCUGCGUAUGGCCACUAUCCCUCUAAACCUGUCCUAUCCAUGUACCUGUUUCUUAAAGGUAGACAAAAAUGCUGGAGAAACUGCUGCAACAUCUAAGGAGUGAAAGAAAUAGGCAACGUUUUGGGCCGAAACCCUUCUUCAGGCCCGAAACGUUGCCUAUUUCCUUCGCUCCAUAGAUGCUGCUGCACCCGCUGCGUUUGUGCAGCGAUUUUGUGUACCUUCGAUUUUCCAACAUCUGCAGUUCCUUCUUAAACACCUGUUUCUUAAAUGUUGUGAUAGUGCCUGCCUCAACUACCUCCUCAGGCAAUUCAUUCCAUACACCCAUAACCCUCUGUGUGAAAAAGGUACCCCUCAGGUUCCUAUUAAAUCUUUCUCACCUCACCUUAAACCUAUGUCCUUGGGUUCACUUACUCUGGACAAGAGACUACUGUAUAUGCAUCUACCCAAUCUAUUCCUCUCAUGAUUUUAUACACCUCUAUAAGAUCACCUCUCAUCCUCCUGGGCUCCAAGGAAUAGAGUCCUAGUGUGCUCAAGCUCAGCCGAAGUAGGAGUAUCCUGACCCGAAACGUCAUCUGUCCAUUUCCCUCCAAAGAUGCUGUCUGACCCGCUAAGUUCCUCCAGCACUUUGUGUUUUGUUCCAGAUUCCAGCACCUGCAGUUCCUUGUAUCUACAUCAAAACACCUCAGCUUAUUAUUUGGCCGUGACAUACACGUCGUAUGUUACAUAUGACAAGUAACUUUUGAAUAUAUAUAAAUAUAUUUUUACUGAUAAUGUCUGAUUUUAUUUAAUCAAUUGAAACUGUUUUGAGGUGGAGGUAUUUAAUUUAAUCUGCUGUCAGAAGUCUGGCAGGACUGAUUUUUUUCUCUAAAGUGAGCCAUUGAUAUUUUAAUUAUUAAAUUAUGACUGAUUUACCAAA